Molecule: messenger RNA, 1126 nt
Organism: Ixodes scapularis (black-legged tick)
Lineage: Eukaryota; Metazoa; Arthropoda; Arachnida; Ixodida; Ixodidae
Product: ficolin-2
Exons: 5
Coding region: 85-957 (290 amino acids)
Source: RefSeq, a predicted model, not a curated record
AUGAUAUAAAGAGUAAAAGGUACAGGGAGAGGUGCAUUCGUUACGACUUAAGGGAACCUUUGUACCAUCGACGAAGAUCUCAAGAUGUUCGUAGCAUUCGUGUUCAUACCUCUUGUGGCCGGGAACGUCUUUAUGGAAAGCAGUAUUCGGCGUGUUCCGGAAAUAACAGAAAGACAGGACUGGUCGAAAAAAACCUACAUGUUAUUUGACCCCUGCAAUACUAACAAACCUGGAAAUCGAACGGUAAGCUGUUCCCAGAUAAAAAUGAGGGAACGCAGCAGCAAGCAAAUAAAACACACAAUUUAUCCUCGUGACAAAUCAGUAGAAGUGGACUGUGACAUGGAGACCGAUGGCGGCGGAUGGACGGUGAUUCAACGUCGGACCGAAUAUGAAGUCACCAAUGACAAGUUCGAGAAAGAAUUUGAAGAUUAUGAGCGUGGAUUUAGGACAAGAGCCGGUAGAGCCCUCUGGAUAGGACUUGAAAAUCUUCAUGCACUUACGAGUUUUCCGAACAACCAACAAGCUCUCAGAAUUGAACUGAAAACAAAAGGAGCAAAGGAAACUACAGUAUUGCUCUAUCACAAAUUUCUCGUCGGCUCCAAAGAGGAGCAUUACAAGCUGACCAUCGACGAGUACGAGGGUCCUGAACGUCACAACGCGUUAUCCUACCACAACGGAGAGAAGUUCACCACCAAGAAGAGCAUGAUUGAAGCACCUGACCGAGACGAGUGCUCCGGAGGAACUCUAAGUGGUGGCUGGUGGUUCAAGAGAUGUAACAAGGCAAAUCUAAACGGACGUAAUUUCAAGCACCCUUCGUCAAUAAGGGGCCUCGGUAUUACCUGGCACAUAAACGGCAAAGACGACUCCUACAAUUACAUCUACGAAAGUGUGGAAAUGAAGAUCAGGAACAAUGACUUUGGUUUCUGCACGGGCGCUUUUAAAUACAAACAAAACUAAUUUCUAAUUUCUGUUGGGUGCGAAAAAAAAAAAAGCACUGAAUCGCGCGGAAGUUGCGUUUUACAAUAUGCUCCGUGAAUUUUUAGCUUUUUGACCUUUCUCUGCAAAUUUUGGAAAUAAAAUACCACUUCUAGAGAGCACGAUUCGCUUACCGUGGCUCUCCCGGCUA